Mycosarcoma maydis (corn smut) is the source of this 6453-nucleotide messenger RNA. RefSeq lists its product as uncharacterized. The transcript has a single exon. Gene Ontology annotation, cellular component: transcription factor TFIIIC complex. The record is from RefSeq and is a predicted model, not a curated record. Gene Ontology annotation, biological process: 5S class rRNA transcription by RNA polymerase III; transcription initiation at RNA polymerase III promoter. Lineage: Eukaryota; Fungi; Basidiomycota; Ustilaginomycetes; Ustilaginales. Gene Ontology annotation, molecular function: DNA binding. The coding region runs from base 1 to 6453 and encodes 2150 amino acids.
AUGAUCGACGAACUCAUUCACCAUUGCAUCGAACAGAUCGGUCUCGACGGAGAGGCAGGCACCGACAUUGGCCGCUUCGCUCACUAUGUUGGCCAAUUUCAUUCUCAGCUUUCGUCCCUCUCUCAGUCUCCUGAUCAGCUCAUCGACGACCUUUACUUAGCUUUCGUCUUUCGUCAGGUCUUGAGCCAUCCGCAUGUGAGGGUCGGCCUGUUUGUCGCUGGAGUGCCUCUCAAAACUGGCACAAAGAGCGGCAUCCACCAACGCAAAUCCUCUGCUCUGGAGAGUCCAGCAGGCACAUCACAAUCCACCAAGUCAGAUCCCGAACUCACUCGGGAAUACGAUUCAGUCAACCUCUUGCCCGACCAGACCAUCGCAGAGCAGCACGGCCUCGCUAAGCUCCAGCUGCUCCAUGGUGAUCGUCUUCGUUUAGUCCUGCACACAGACCUUAUCAAGCGCUUACUCAUCGGUUCCGAUGCCUUCUGUCUUCCACCGUCCGCCUAUCGUGUUCUUCAAAUCGUCUGUCGAUCCAGGGAGAAGCCGGUUCUCAGCACCGAUAUUGGCACAGCACUGCACACCGACCAAAAGACCGUCUUUUACAUAUGCAAACGCCUUAUCGACCUCGAUCUCAUCAUCAAGUUUCACGCUCGCGAGACCGGCACUGUUUCCAGCUACUUUGUUGCCACUCGUUUUCAGGAUCGCUGCGAUAUUCUCGUCCAGCAGAAAAAUGCAGACGUUGCUGCAGAUCUACAAGUCGUCGGCGUAGCAUCGCAAGACACCGCUCAUCCAUCCUUGUCCAAUCCGUCAUCAAUCCCCUCCAUUCAAGCCGAAACAGCUGACGACGAUGGCGAAGGCGAAGGCGAAGAUGAUGAUGACAAUGUCCAAGCUCUUCCUGCUCCUGUUGUCACAGUCAAGGAGGAGGAAUCGCAAGGUUUGGACGAUGCUGGCGCAACUGGUCAUACGUUGGCCCAAGUCUCUACACCUACUUUCGAACACGUUGACGCUGCAAAAUCUCUUAUCUGGAUGAGCAGCCGUCCCGAAUUAGUGCGCUUGCGCAUCUACCUCGUGUGCAACUCAACCUCGUUCAAGGUCACAGCACGCCAUCGUCUGCAGCGCCGCAUCAAUCUCAGUUCGAUACGCCUUCAAAGGAGAGCUUUUACCUCGCUGCUCCAGCAUGCUGUUGUUCAUGGCUUUCUCGAGGUAGUCGACGUCUACGUUGCGAGCACCCACCGCACCUAUCGCGGGCUGAGAAUGACGCAGAAAGGUCAAGACGAGAUGUACGAACUGCUCAAUGGCGAGUAUGGCGAUGCUUCCUCACUUCAGCAACAAGCCAAGGCCACCAGGCUCAACGCAAAGCUUCAGCAGGAUCUCAGCAGAUGCGAACCCUCUUUGCCACGCGAGCUCACCUUGGAACGACAUGUUCACGAACAGGUGGCGCGCGCUGGAUCCGCCGGGCGCACCAUUUCUCAACUCAUGACCCAGCUCCACGGAAAUGGCCAGUUUGGCCGUGUUCUCGACCAAAUAGUUCAGCGAGCAGAAGACGCCGACGGCGAACCGUCUUUGAGCGAUAUCCGCAUCCGUUGCUUCUACGAGCACAAGCUCCGCGUCCGCAACACGAAGCUAUACAGUCAUCACGCAUGGGUUUUGCAAUCCGCCAACGAUGGCUUCUUGGACCCUGCAGACGUCCAUCUCCUUGCCUUGGCUGGUGGGCCCUCCACCUUGCAUCGCAAGUCUGCCUUUUGGACCGCUCCUGACCUAGUCGGACAACAUCUAGCAUCACUGAGCAAGGAUCUGUUCACUCCAACUCCCAGCAAGGACGCUCCUCGAAGAGGGCGACCGCCAAAGAAACGCCCUUUGGACGAUGACCGCUCAGAAACACCACCGCGAAAGAGAGGACGUCCUCGAAUACAUCCACUUCCAGACUCUGAAACACAAAUUGUCCCCAAGAAACGAGGACGACCGCGCAAGGACCAGUCCGCUCCUGCUGAAGCAAUUCCAACUGACACUGAAGCCCUACUAUCGCCAGUGUCCUCUUCAUUUCAUCCCGAUCAGCCGACUCAAUUGCACGACGUCGUUGAAGUUGACUCGUCGCCGAAGGAAGUCAGCUCUCACUGCAACGCAAAAGCCCGCCCUGAUGAAGUCAUGGAUGAUGCAUACACGCCCACUGUUUCCGACUCUCCUACUGGAACUGUCAAGCGUCGCAGUAGACGUCUCAUGCAGAGCCAUGCUCAAACGAGACUGACUUCGCUACUCGCCUCAACGCCGGCGACCGCUGCCACGGAUGAGCCCAAGACAUCGGAAGCGGAGCGAGUGGCUGUCUUUGAGUCGCCUGCUGCAACUCGACCAGCCAAGCCAUCCCCAGAGGCUCACGCUGCGCCAGAAAUUACCAUGCCCUCCGUACAGGAUCAAGAGCAUGCUACUGCUCUGGAGCCACCUCUUGUCGAUGUGUCACGCCUCGACGAUCUGAUGUCCGCAUCGUCUCAAGUCAAGAGCGAGGCCCAGCCUGCCUUACUUGCUACACCAGUUGCCAAGAACCUCCGCGAAACCACUGUUACGCCGAGCGCAUCUGAGCGAAAGAGACGCACCAAUGUGUCCCAGCUGCGAAGCUCCCAUGCGCUUGUCCAAUGCAUCCGUGAAGCUGGAGGCGCCGUAGAUACACUCGAGAUCGCCGAUCUUCUCACCAGCUUUGUUGAACGGCAUGGCUUUGCCUCGGAUACUCAGCUUAUUGAUCUCCGAGACAGGAAGGUCAGGGAAAAGGCGCUUGCGGCUAGCGUAAACAACAAUCUGCUCCGUCGCACUUUUGUCCGACUCGUUCUCCCGACCGCGAUGUGCUCCAGGCGUCAGAUCAUCUACCUACCCGAAUUACCUCCAGAUCAGCUGCAGACGUACUGCGAGGCUGUCAGGCAGGGUCGUAGGGGCUGGUUCAGCACCAAGGACGCAAGGACCGCCUUGACGCAUCCUACAAAUACGGUGGCCGUAAGCACUGACGACGCUUCCCGCUUCGCAAAACUUUGGCACGUGCGCGAUCCCUUCCCUCUUGCCAACUUGCCCAAAGAUGAUCAGCAGCUCUCUCUUCUGCGCCAACCAUUCCGCGACGUGACCAGCGUCUACCGACAGCAUUUCGGCUUUGUGAGUGGCGAGCUUGUACGCCUUAAAGCUUUUCACCAUGCUUGCGCAAAGUUUGUCGCGCUGCGCUCCCAAGCAUCCACAAGCAACCAUGCCGAUGGCUUGCUCCCACUAAGCUUCUUUUGGACCGAAGCCCCCCUCGACCUAUUCUUGGCUCUCGUACCCACCCCCAUCAUGGACGAAUCUGUCGAAGAGACGGUGCUCGAUCCUCAGGUGCAAGUCACACCUAUUUGCGACCUGCCAGAGCAGCUCAAGGCAAGUCUCGGGCUCACACACCGGGCGUUGGAAGAGGCAGGCAUCUCGAUCUUUAGCCUAGCAACGCAACUGUCCCAAUUUGGUCUUGUCAAGCUGCGGGCUGUAAGUGCACCAGAAGACCAGAGUCAGAACAAGCUCAACCCGGCCACUGCCACCGUCGAGCCUGUCCACCGUCUACCGCUCUACGACUGGGCGAGCAAAGAAGAGCUCAAGCCUCUCAUUGGCUGUGUCGAUGCUGGGCUGAACCCCGACCAGAUCAAUCGCUUCUGGGCCAAAGUGCAACUCAAUUGCCUUUACGCAGAUGGAGGAAGGGAUAAACACGGCAGUCGGACAGAAGGUAAUGCCGCUUGGGCCGAGGAGCUCGAAGCUGACACAUUGGCCGAAAUGGAGCCGUACAAGAUGAUACCACAGGAGCUCUCAAAUGUCUUGUUCUCCACAAAGGCGUGGCGCCCAUUCUAUCAACUCAGACCUUCUCAGGUUAAAUUCUUGUACCGCAUCGCCUUACAAGACAUUGCAACGAUGACGCAAGUCGAAAUUGACAGGCUCGCCUACGUGACGCUUGCGCCGCAGCAGGUGAUUGUCGCGUUGCUGCGAAAGCGCUUGGAACGGUCCAACGAGCCGGAAGACCCGGAUGCUCCACCAGCUCGAUGCCAGAAGUCGCGCUUCACCUGGCCAUUCAAGCUCCGCACCAUCGAGCUGCCAACGAGACUGUUCAAGUCCAUGGAAGCCCAUGCCGGGGCAAGGACGGCUGCAACAGUCGGGAAGCCCAAGAGAACGCAGGCUCAGCGGGAGUGGGAAGGGCGCAAAACAACCCUCAACAAGGCGCGACAACUCCGCGAGCGCCGCGAGCAGGACUUCCAAGCAAUGCUCGAACAUGCGUUUGACGGUGCGCCAGCCGCUCGUGAUCUUCGCUCCAAGAUUGAAACAGCACUUGGCGUGAUUCGACGCAAAUAUGUAGCAGGCGAAGUCAAGUUUGACGCCACUGCUGCUCAAUCCGCGAUAGCACGAGCGAUCAGAUCGGCUUCGGGCCUUCGAUUGAUGCCCGCCGUUCGAGCACCACCGCGAGACCGGACUAAGCGCCAAGAGAGACGACUGUCAAGUGAAGAAGCGCAAGAUUCCGAAGUAGAGACAGGGGGACGAGCUCAGGAGGCAAAUGGAGAUGGAGCUAUUGUUGCUGAGAAACCUAGGACGAAAAGAGACCGGCGGAGCCGUCGAAACGCGGACGCAAACAUCUUUUGGACGCCUGCCAGAAAGGAACUGUUGCGCGAUGCAGCAGUCAUCCUUCGCGUUCGCGACGAGGUUCGUGGUCGAUCGGAUUGGUCAGCAUUGUUUCAGAUCAUCGAUCGCGAAGAGCAGCAACAGACACGCGGUGUGAUCAUGGCACAGUGGCGCAACCAAUACUAUCGCAUGCGGUCACUUGAUGGCGAAGAAGCCUAUUUAGCCGCGCUAGAAAGCCGCUGGAUCCGAGUGUAUGUGUCUGCGCGCGAGUCGGGCAUUUUGAAGGACGACGGCUUCCCUGCUGCCACUGGGUUCGAUCUUGCCGCACAGAUACGAAUUCUUCGCGAGAGGAUCGACAAGAACGAAGUACAAGAAUCGUUGGCCAAGCCGAUCGCUCGGUACCACCUGCCUCUGCAGCUAAAUGCUGCCACCGACUUUACACUUGCAUGGAAGGAGGAGUUCACGCACGAGCCUUUCGAGCGGCGCUUUGAGGCGUUUUUCGCGAGCGGCGAGGCUAGUGUUACGACGAAACGUCGUGAGACAUUGUUGUAUACGCCUUUCGGUGAUGUUGGAGCAGUUCGUGGGCGCGAUGGGUAUACCAAUGCAGAGGACAUGGUUGCGGAAUGGGCUGUGCGCAUCGUCAUCGCAAGCAACGACGCAGGAGAGGGUCAACAGACCGAUAUGUCGGCAGCGGACGAGACUGUCAAGACCGAGUUUUGCAGAGGUGUAGGCGACGACAGGAUCGAGAGGGCGAUGCAGCGGUUGAUCGACCUCAGGCUCAUCCGGCCCAUAUCGACCGACCCGAUGGUGCGGCGUAAGCCCGGGACCAACUUUGUCUUCACCGACGAGCUGCUCAAGCUGCUGCCUGACACGAACGCUGCGAAUCGGUUGGCUGCUGCGGACCUGCGCGCCAUGUUGAAGCAUCGAAUGGAGGCUUUUCGGCAAAUCUACGAUGUGCCAGAGGGGGUCGUGUUGGAACCUGUGGAAGCUGAUGGUGAAGCAGCGGCCUUGCUUCCAUUGCUGCAGUCGGGCUUGAUGGAUGGUGAGCUCGAUACGCGGGCGUUUGAGGCGCUGCGGCAGAGCGUUGCUCUUAAUGCUCGCGUGCUCAACGAUGACGAUCUGGAGGCAUUGAUCACUGUCAAGGGUCGGAGCGGGAUGAUCGAGAUGCUCGAAGCGGCAGUGAUGCGGUUGCCGGCUGUGCCUGCGGAUGGCGCGCUUGACUGGCUAGCAGAGGUAGGAGGCCGCGACGAGACGCUGGAAGAUUUGUGGCGCGACCGGUUCGAGCAAUUUGUACAGACCAUCUCGAAUCGGGACGCGCGCUCGGCACAGCGACUGCGCGAGUUUGGCUCUCGCUUGACUCGGUCUGGUAUUCAGGGUCUGGUGCUGGAUGAGGGUGAGGGUGCGCAACUCUCAUACUCACACAUUCACACACUUACAACUGGGCGGCUACCACUUGGGUUUCUCAUGCCGGGGACGUCGCGACGUGUGCUUGUUGCAUCCAUGUUUGUAGGCAGCUACGCGCUCGCGGUUCCAAGUGGCACGUCAGCCAGUGCGCGUCUGGUGCUCCCGCAUAUAUGGACCACACUCACCGACGCAUCCACCCCGAAAUGGCGUGCACUGCUUGACUCUCUGGUCUCAACCACCCUGCAACGCCCCGGCAUAAGCAUGGCUUCGCUCACAUCCAUGUUCACCUCUCCCGUCCAGACGUCGGUCGUAGCCGUCCCGUUCGCCGACCUCUGGUCCGCGAUCCUGUGCCUAGUCCACCACAAGCUCGUCCACCUCAACACGCACCCUGCCAACAUCAACAUGUACACCCUCCAUCCCGCCCACCGCAUCGUAUGCGCCCGCUUCGAAUAG